Molecule: messenger RNA, 2312 nt
Organism: Tarenaya hassleriana
Lineage: Eukaryota; Viridiplantae; Streptophyta; Magnoliopsida; Brassicales; Cleomaceae
Product: CDPK-related kinase 3
Exons: 11
Coding region: 216-2012 (598 amino acids)
Biological process (GO): intracellular signal transduction; peptidyl-serine phosphorylation; protein autophosphorylation
Cellular component (GO): cytoplasm; nucleus
Molecular function (GO): calcium/calmodulin-dependent protein kinase activity; calcium-dependent protein serine/threonine kinase activity; calmodulin binding
Source: RefSeq, a predicted model, not a curated record
GCCCUGUCCCUUGUUUCUUUUUUGUCUCUUUAACAGUGCUUGUCGUUUUUCCCACUGCUCCGUCUUUCAUUCCCUUCAUUUAUCGUUUUCUUGCCGUAGAUCUCUUCUUUUGAUCGGAUCCGCGGAGGUUCAGUCUCUGCCUCCGCCGUCCGAUGCGAGUACUUUGACUCCCCGAAGAUUUUUCUGGGUCUCCUUUUUCUCUUUGCGGAGCCGCGAUGGGUCAGUGUUACGGGAAGGUUAAUCAGGUCAAGUACGGCGGCGGAGACGACGGUCACACUACGACGUACGUGGUCUCCGGUGAUGGGAAUCCGAUUACUCCGGUGACUCCCGGAAACGGCAGAGUGUCGUCGGUGAAGAACACUCCGGCUAGGUCCUCCAACCCAAGCCCCUGGCCCAGUCCUUUCCCUCACGGUUCGACGGCGAGCCCACUUCCGGCGGGAGUGUCGCCUUCUCCUGCGAGAUCUUCGACGCCGAGGAGGUUCUUCCGACGGCCUUUCCCCCCUCCGUCUCCGGCGAAACACAUCAAGGCGUCGCUGAUCAAGCGGCUCGGGGGGAAGCCCAAAGAGGGUCCGAUCCCGGAGGAGCAAGGGUCCGAGUUGGAUCAGUCGCUUGACAAGAGUUUCGGCUACGGGAAGAACUUCGGUGCCAAGUACGAGCUCGGGAAGGAAGUGGGUCGAGGGCAUUUCGGUCACACGUGCGCGGCGCGUGGCAAGAAAGGCGAAUUCAGGGAUCAUCCAUUCGCUGUGAAGAUCAUCUCCAAGGCCAAGAUGACAACAGCCAUUGCGAUUGAAGAUGUUCGGAGGGAAGUGAAAAUUCUGAAAUCUCUAUCCGGACACAGGCAUCUGAUCAGGUUUUUUGAUGCAUGUGAGGACGCUAAUAACGUGUACAUAGUCAUGGAGUUGUGUGAGGGUGGUGAACUUUUGGACAGAAUUUUGGCAAGGGGUGGAAGAUACAACGAGGAAGAUUCAAAAGCCAUUGUUGUACAAAUUCUGAACGUUGUUGCAUUUUGUCAUCUCCAAGGAGUUGUGCACCGUGACUUGAAGCCGGAGAACUUUCUAUUUACUUCUAGCCGUGAAGAUUCAGACAUGAAGCUCAUAGAUUUUGGUCUCUCUGACUUUAUCAGACCUGAUGAAAGGCUUAACGAUAUUGUUGGAAGCGCUUACUAUGUCGCACCAGAAGUUCUGCACAGAUCUUAUAGUCUCGAGGCAGAUAUAUGGAGUAUAGGAGUCAUUACGUAUAUACUCUUAUGUGGAAGCCGGCCAUUCUGGGCACGGACUGAAUCUGGAAUCUUCCGUUCCGUGUUAAGAACUGACCCGAACUAUGAUGAUUUACCAUGGCCUUCUGUUUCGCCAGAAGCUAAAGAGUUUGUGAGGCGGCUCCUGAACAAGGAUUACCGAAAAAGAAUGUCUGCCGUUCAAGCUCUGACUCAUCCAUGGUUACGCGAUGAAAAUCGUGGAGUUCCUCUCGAUAUUGUGAUCUAUAAGUUGGUUAAGUCCUAUCUACACGCAACACCAUUCAGACGGGCUGCGCUGAAGGCUUUAUCGAAAGCAUUGAUGGAGGACGAGCUCGUUUAUCUCAGAGCUCAGUUCAUGCUAUUGGAACCAAACAAGGACGGGAGCGUCUCCCUCGAAAAUUUCAGGAUGGCCCUUGUACAAAACGGAACAGACGCCAUGAGAGAAUCGAAGGUUCCCGAUGUUCUUCACACGAUGGAAUCGCUGGCGUAUAGGAAGAUGUACUUUGAAGAAUUCUGUGCAGCGGCCAUCAGCGUUCACCAGCUGGAGGCUCUGGAAACGUGGGAGCAGAUCUCGGCCGAGGGUUUCGAGCAUUUCGAGAGGGAGGGCAACCGGGUGGUCUCGGUCGAGGAACUAGCCAGGGAACUGAACGUGGGGCCGUCGGCUUACGGUCACCUGAGGGAAUGGGUGAGGAGCAGCGACGGCAAGCUCAGUCUCGUCGGCUUCACGAAAUUCUUGCACGGCGUCACCCUCCGUAGCGCUCAUUCCAGACACCGGUAGUGAUUGUCUUUCCUGUCCCCCUAUAUAUAUAUAUGUUCCAGACCAGAGAAGGAUUCAUGUGGCAGAGGAAUACUCUAUAAGGGUAUUUUCGUCCGAUUUUUUUAGUUUUUGUUAUUUUUUAUUUUUUCCCCUUCUUCUGUAUCCUUUUUAUUCGUGAUAUUAUAUAGGGUUUGAGGUACAGGAGAGACAGAUUUAUAUAGAAAAAAGAAGGAAAGAAGAUUGAAAAUUAUGUGCAUAAGGUAGAUUUGAUCGACCUUUUCCCCUAUUUUUGCAUUAUAUAUAAAUAUUUCCAGGGUUUAA